UCAACUGCAGGAGAUUUGUUCUGUGUUUGCGGCUGCGGCCCUUAUUAUCUCUUGUCAGUGACAGGAGUAGCACCUCGGCGAGCAGCUGGCCCGUAAUCGGCACAGAAAGCAGUCGGCCUCCGGUAGUUUGUGGUUGUAAACAAAUUGAUUAACGGGUUUACAAGUGGAGCGAGGUUGUUUAAGAUUUAACAACUGAAUUCCAGGUUGCAUCAUCUAUCCUAGAAUCCCUGAUCACCAUGGCACUUGAGAGGCAAUGCCCAGGAGGCGGCCCUCCCCUCAUUUAUUAGGGGAGCUAGAACCCCCUCUUCACAGCAGGUUGUCCCUUUACACCCACUAACAUGCAUCAGGGCGCUUCAGACGACUGCAAGCAGCAGCCCAUGCAAGUGACACCCAGGAGCCUGAUCCUCAGCUGCAGGGAGGUUGACAGGAGAGCAGCCCUCCUCUUCCAGCUGGUAAACAGCUCCUGAUUCAAACCCUUUUCAUCUUCAAUAAGUCAUUAGUUAUUAUUGUGCCAUCUCGUCCGGUCUUUGCCUGGACCCAGGAGUAAAAGAUGGAGUCAGUGGGUAAAUUUGAGUUCAGCCGAAAAGAUCUGAUCGGACACGGAGCCUUUGCUGUUGUUUUUAAAGGCAGACACAAAGAGAAACAAGAUUUGGAAGUUGCUGUAAAAUGUAUCAACAAGAAAAACCUAGCUAAAUCCCAAACUCUUUUAGGGAAGGAGAUAAAAAUUCUAAAGGAGUUAAAACAUGAAAACAUUGUCGCCUUAUAUGACUUCCAGGAACUUGCUAAUUCAGUGUACCUGGUUAUGGAGUAUUGCAAUGGUGGUGACCUAGCGGACUAUCUCCACACUAUGAGGACCCUAAGUGAAGACACAACCCGGAUCUUCCUUCAGCAGAUUGCAGGAGCUAUGAAAAUGUUGCACAGUAAAGGAAUCAUCCACAGAGAUCUGAAACCACAAAACAUCCUCCUGUCCUGCUCAGGGGGGCGCAAGUCCAACCCUAAUAGUAUACGCAUCAAGAUUGCUGAUUUUGGGUUUGCACGUUAUCUCCAGAAUAAUAUGAUGGCAGCUACUCUCUGCGGAUCCCCCAUGUAUAUGGCCCCAGAAGUCAUUAUGUCCCAGCAUUAUGAUGCCAAGGCAGACCUGUGGAGCAUUGGUACCAUUAUUUUCCAGUGUCUGACUGGCAAGGCACCUUUCCAGGCCAGCAGCCCUCAGGACCUUCGUCUCUUCUAUGAGAAAAACAAGAACCUCACACCCAACAUCCCGAGAGAGACGUCAUGUCAUCUGAAGCAGCUACUUUUAGGACUUCUCCAGCGGAACCAAAAGGAUAGAAUGGAUUUUGAUGAUUUUUUUCAUCACCCAUUCUUGGAUGCAGGUUCCUCCAUGAAAAAGUCUUCACCUGUGCCAAUGCCCUCAUAUCCCAGUUCAGGAUCUGGAAGCUCCUGUAGCAGUUCUUCAACAUCACACUUAGCGUCUCCUCCUUCCCUGGGGGAAAUGCAGCAGCUACAGGAGAAAACUCUUGUCUCACCCAUCCCCGAUUCUCCAGGAUUUCUCCAGGGAUCCAAAGAGUCAGCAGGAAGCAGUAGCAAGAAUUCCUCAUGUGACACUGAUGAUUUUGUCAUGGUACCUGCACAAUUUCCAAGUAUCCCAGGUGACCUUGGUACAGAGGCAGCUACAGGCAAAGUCAUCCAAGAUACUUUAAUGUACAGUGGUUCCCUGCUGACAUCUACUGGCCUGGAAAGUCGAGCUCAAACACCCUCCCCUACACCUCCCUACAGCUGCUCCCCCAGCCCAUCCCGGCUUGCUCAUCCAUCUGGCAGCAGAUAUGGCCAGUCAGUCCCUAUUCCAGUACCAACACAAGUCCAAAAUUAUAGGCGGAUAGAGCAGAAUUUGCAGUCGCCCAAUCAGUACACACCGCCUAGGUCAUCAGGUGCGGUGCGGAAGUCUAGCAGUAACAGUCCCGUCAGUUUCAUGCGAGCUGGCACAUCUCCUCCCUUCCACAUAGAGAAUACUACUGCUCCCACACCAAGGAGGCUUUCCUUUGGAGGUGCAAAACCAUAUAUCCCAUCUCCACAAGUGGGAACAAUCCCAGAGCAGCCUGGACAACACUUAACAUGUAGCCCAGAGACCAGAAACAGAAGUCCUGUGUAUGGCAUGACCGUUCCUGUUCAGAACUCUCGUGGGAUGGGAUCACGUCUUCAUAGUGCCCCAAAUCUAUCUGACCUGCAGCCACUGAAACAGAAAAUUAAGAAGCAGCACUCUGACCCUGUGAUGCCUCCUGAUGGUCAGUCAAUGCCCAACCAGCCUCAGCAAGUCCACUGUCUGCAGUCCAAUCGCCCACUCAGAUCCUCCCCCAAAUUGUCAGACUUCAUACAAAGAAGCCCGCUGCCCACUAUACUGGGAUCACCCACAAAGAAUAUAUCCACUUUUGAGUUCCCAAAGGGCCACAACUCUCAGAACCUUUUGGCUCUGCUAACUCACCAGGGGGUGAUGGUUCCACCCACUAGGAACAAGACUCUUCCUGACUUGAAGAAUAUCGGUCACUUUCAGUGCCAACAACCCAGCGUGGGGCUACGUCCUGUGGAGGAAGUGAAAGGACCCUUUGGCAGAUCUCUUAGCACAGGCAGACUCACAGAUCUCUUGCUUAAGGCAGCCUUUGGGACACAGGUGUCUGAUGUAGGCAGCACUGACAGUCUCAAUGCAGAGAAACCCAUGGAAAUAACUGCUCCGUUAAUUGGUUAUGGAGGUAACAUACAUUGUGGCGCCCAGGGUGGGUACUCCACAAGCCCAGCUCCAGUUAUGUUUACUGUCGGUUCCCCUACUGAUGGCACAACUCCUCCCCAGACGACACGGACGCGGUUGUUUUCAGUGGGAUCUUCCAGCUCUCAGAGUUCUGCUGGCUCAUUUACUGGCAGACACCUUGUAGUUGGCACAGGUGGAGAAACAUUUGAUGCUCCGUCAAGUCUCAGGUGCAACUUUCCAGACACAGGGGCAUCUCAUGCAGAGGGAGUUGUUAUGUUUGAAGUGCCUGAAUUACCUGAGGAGACUCUGAUGGAGCAAGAACACACAGAUACACUGCGCAUUCUCCGCUUUACACUGGCCUUUGCCCAUUCCAUUAUAGAAAUUGCAACACUCAAAGGAAGCUCCAUGGAUACAAGUGCGUCAGUGACCUCUGAAUAUCAAAUGCAGGAGAGUGUUGUGGCCGAUCAGAUCAGCCUCCUGAGUCGGGAGUGGAGUUACGCAGAACAGCUGGUUCUUUACCUCAAAUCUUCUGAGCUCCUCUCUAGUGGAUUACAAACUGCUAUGGAGCAAGUCAAAAAUGGCAAACUGUGCCUCUCCUCUACUGUUAAACAUGUGGUGAAAAAGCUAAAUGAGCUGUACAAGUCCAGUGUGUCUUCCUGUGUCUCCUUGAAUGCACAGCUUCAGAGGUUCUUCGCUGACAAGCAGAAGUUGAUGGACCGGAUUAACAGCAUCACAGCCGAGAAGCUCAUAUUCAGUUAUGCUGUCCAAAUGGUGCAGUCGGCAGCACUUGAUGAGAUGUUUCACCAUAGAGAAGAUUGUGUCCAGAGGUAUCACAAAGCUUUGCUGCUGAUGGAUGGACUGCUCAACUUCAUGACUGAACAGGGAGAUAUUGAAAACAUUAGCAAGUGUAAACUUUGCAUUGAACGCAGACUGUUUGCUCUACAGGGCGGUAUCUGUGCCUGAUUCCUGCUGCCCAGACUGUUCUAGCCACUUUCCUAUGCUUGAAUGGGGGUAGUAGAACCACUGUUUCAGAUUCUUCAGUAUGCAUCGGAUGCAACAUUUCAAGAUUUGAUUGCAAGGAACAGAGUGGAGUAGCAGCAUUUUCAGAUGAUCUUGUUGCAUAUUUUUGAAGUCCUCCACUAACAUUUUUUUUAUCCAUUAUGUGAGAACUAUUGGGACAGGUUGAGGAACACGCAAUGGUUAGACCAUAACAUGGAGCACUUUUCUUCAGCUUGACUUUGGCAAAUAACUAUAGAAGAAUGCCUUUUUCCCCACAUGGAUUAUAGGAACAAAUCUCUUCUACCCCUGUUUCCUUAUAAUAAUUUAUUUUCAAGAAAAUUACCAUAAUAUCUGUAAAAGUUUCAGACAAACUUGUCAUAGGACUUAUUGGUGAAACGUUCUAAACCAAAAACGUUAUCAUGCUCUGAUGGUUUGGAUGGGAGAACUUGUAUGGCAUCGCAAGCUGAAGGCCAGAAGACAAGGUGUAUGAAGGCAGCUGGUUUGCAAGGCACUUUGUUAAUCUUUGCUUCCUUGUGUGCAUUUCCUCCAUCUCAGCAGUAAAUGAUCUUACUACAGUAAUUCAUGCAGCACAGUGAGGUCACGUGUUUCUAACAAGACUUUCUGUUUGCUUCUAACAGACCACAGCUCAAUUUGCACAAAAGCAAAAAUGCACAAUUCCACAGUGUAAAAAAAUGUGUAUGGGUCCUGGCAAAGAGGAGGAUAGUUAGUAUUUUGUUAUGCAUAUAUGGGGGAACCAUGAUGGAUACACCUCUACAGUAGGAAUUAAACCCAUAUAGACUUUACACAAGCUAUAUGCAAGCCAGGAACUUUUAUAGUCAAUGAUUUGCUGAGCACAUCCUCUGGAUUUACCCUUGGCAUCUGGCUAUAGAAGUGCAUUUGACUAUAUAAGGCACAGUGGGACUUGGUUGCAAGUAAAUACAGUGCACCACAGCUUCAAAAAAAUGACUAUGGACUUCUAAAACAAUGUUAGCCUCAUAAUGUAGCAAUGUGGGAUGGAAUUUUCCUUUAGUUAUAGUAAUUUGUUUGAUCAUCAAUAUGCCAUCUCUGAGUUUUACUACUUUAAACAGAAUUUGCUGCAGAAAACUGCAGGAACAUUCCUGUUAUGCCUUCUUGUGAGGAUUAAGCCAGUUGUAUCUGCAGCUCAUAAAGAUGGACAACAAAGGGUUACAUUGUGCGAUGAUUAUCUACAUAGCUUUGCACUUCUGCAGCCUAAUUUAGAAAACAAAAUUAAAAAAGAAAGAAAAAAAAAACAGAUUUUAGUUUUAAUAUGCACUUUAUUUGUGAUGAAGAUGAUGGAAACCUCAACCAAAGGGAUUCAAAAUUGAUGCAACACAUAUUCUACAUAUGAGUCAACUGUUUUGUUACAAAGUAAUGCGGUGUGAUAAUAAAAUUGCAUCAGUUUUGAGUCGGAGCAUUUGGCUGAACUCCUUAAGCUGCACGAACUUAGUAGUUUUAUUUUAGUCAAGGACACUUCCCUGUUUUCAUUUCUUUUUAUAUUACACUACCAGUGUAUUUAUGUCUUUGUAUAUAUAAAUAUGUAUGUAUAUAAUGUAUUUUCUCUGAAAGCUAUGUUGAUGUGUAAAAUGAAAAAGAGCAGUUAAUAUUGGCUUUUCCAUUUCCUUUACUGCCUUGUCUUCCCAGCAGCGUGUGAAAAAGUGUCUCAAUGAAGGAGCUAGCUGGCUCUCCGCUUUAAUGUGUUCCCAGUGAUUUGUUUUACACGCAGGAGUAUAUCAAAUUUAAUUUAAUUUUGUCAUUUUAAAGGGGCUUUAAAGACUUUGAGAUGGUAAUAUAAAAUUAUAAAUCAUAUAUAUAAAAAAAAGUCUGCCAUAUACUUUCAUUAUUUAUUUUGUCUCCAUUCCCUUUAAUUCCAUUCUAAAAUUGUGAGCAUUUCAGUUCCUGUUAGAAAUGAAAGUGCAGAACACUGUUAUAUUCCACACACCAAUUGGCUGCAUAUUCUAAUGACCUACUUAUAACUGUCCCUAAUUGGCCACAGCAGAGAAGGUAACCUAAGUUACAAUAUGGCAGCUUGCGUUGUUUUAAAGACACUAACAUUUUACACUUAUUUUGUCAAUAUUUAAACAGCUUAUGAAACUGUAAAAAAAUUCAUCUACAUGUUAUUCUCAGACUAAUCUUUUCAUUGAAUGCAUCAUUCUAUCUAGCAUUUUUUUAGUGUUUUAUGUCCCUUUAAAUAUCUGCUUUUGCUUGUUGAAAUGAGCACUUAUACUGAAAAUAUGAAUACUUUAGUUUUCUCUACAGAAAAGUUUUGUAAACAAGGGGCUACAAGCAUCAGUCAAGUUCCCGAGUUCCUGAUGGGGGGGGGGGGGGGAAUGAAAUAGAGAAUGCAAUUCAAAAGGAAAAUUGUAUUAAUUAUUAGCCAUUAUGUAUAGUCAGAGAUAUAAGAUAAGGAGGCCUUAAGGGGACAUUAAACACUAAAUAAAUCAUUGCAUGAAUGUUGUAUUCAAAGCAAAGAUUAGCCUGAGAAUAAUUUGUACUUGAAUUGUAAAAAGUAUAUUAGUUGUUUAAUUAUUGAGAGAGAAAAAAAAGGGUAACAUUCUAAGGUCCGUAAAGCAGUGGACGUCAUGUUAGACUUGGGUUACCUUUUCUUUUGAGGCCAAUUAGGAAUGGUUAUAAAUGGCUUACUAGAGUGUGCAACCAAUGGCUGUGUAGAAUACAGCUGUGUUUGAACUUCCAUGUUUAACAUGAAUUGGAAAGCCCACAAUAUUCAGAAUUAAUUUACAGGAAAGGAGAACAAAAUAAAUAAUGGAACUAUAUUCCAAAGUUGUUUUACUACAUGUAAUUUAUUUUAAUAUAUUGAGGUGUUCAGUGUCCCUUAAAUGUAUAGAGAGAUAGAAAAGAUUAGAAGUUCUGCAAUUUCUGUAGGCUCAGCCCAUUUAUAUGAACAUGACUAUGAGACAAUAGAUUGAGGAUUCAAUCAGCAAAAACUGCUAUUUAAUAUACAACAAUAUACCUAAAGGAGCAAUUUCCUGUACAUUUUAUAAUCUGCAGCUACUAUAACAAAGUCAUUGGGAACUCAUUAAUGAGAAACUAAUUGUAACCUACGUCUCCUUCAGUUUUAGUAAAGUUGCUUUCUCUCUAGCUUCAAACUGAUUUAAAAAAUGGUGUAAUAUUACUAUAAAAAGAAAAUAAUCUGUCGUAUUUAGACAGUGGCCAAAUUUAUUCUGGCAACAAGAAAAUCAGUUAUUAUUUCUAACCUGUCCCCAGAAUUUAUCCAAGUAAAAACAGCAGGUACAAAUGUAAAGUAGCACAGAGGCCACUAGCGGUAGUGCCACAACCCUUCAGUUGAUACAUUUCAACAUAGGCUUUAAAGGGAUAUGAAACCCACAUUUUUUUUUCUUUCAUGAUUCAGAUAGAGCAUACAAUUUUAAGCAACUUUGUAAUUUACUCUUAUUAUAAAUUUUCUUUGUUCUCGUGGUAUCUUUUGAAAAGCAGGAAUGUAAGCUUAGGAGCCAGCCCAUUUUUGGUUCCGAACCUGGGUAGCGCUUGCUGAUUGGUGGCUAAAUGUAGCCACCAAUCAGCAAGAGCUAUCCAGGGUGCUGAAAAUUGAUAAUAGGAGUAAAUUAGAAAGUUGCUUAAAAUUGAAUGCUCUAUCUGAAUCACGAAAGAAAUCAUUUGGAUUUCAUAUCCCUUUAUUGAACUUUUUAUUACAGAGAGGGUGAGAUUUUAUUCACUUUAAAUGGAAAGUAAAGUCAAACUUAAACUUUCAUAAUAAAUUAAUUUAGGAAGUUUUUUUGUUUUUUCUUCUAUUAUCAAAUGUGCAUUGCUUUCUUGGUAUCCUUACUUAGGAUAGGAUCAGGAUGUCUUUAGCAGAAUUUGCAACAAUACAUAACAUUAGAUACCAAGAGAACAAAGCAAAUUUGAUAAUAUAAGUAAAUUGGAAAGUUUCUUAAAAUUGUAUGAAAGUUUAAUAUUCACUUUCCUGUCAAUUUAGGUAUUGCUUUAUACAUUGAUACCUUAAGCAACAGGUCAAGUUAAAGAGAUAACCGAUCACAAAUGCUAGAAAUGUGCUCUUAUUCUGUUUAUCUCAAUAGUAGGUCGAUCACAAUCCCUUAGAAAAUGGUAUCAAAUUAUUCAUCUGCAAAACUCUCCAUAGAGGCCGAUUUAUCAUGCUCCGUACUGACCUGUUUCGGCUCGCCAAAAACAGGAGUUAAAGAGUCUUAAGACCGCUGCUCCUCUGAUUGACACCCCCUGGCCGCGAAUGUGCAGGGGCGGCAUUGCACAAGCAUUAGACUAAAAAUGCUUGUGCAAUGAUAAAUGCAGACAGCGUAUGCUGUCGGUAUUUAUCGAUGUGCGGCAGACACGAUUUUCUAUAGAACAUCAUUAGAUACACUUUGUAAAAAAUUGUGAUCGACCCCUAUAUUUAAUGUAAUCAGUAAAUUACUAUAUUUCCUUCUGGAGCAUUGAGACCUGAUGAACAUAACCUUGCUGGCAUGGAGAGAAAUUACUCCAAAUAUUUGGGGGCUUUUUAAGAGCAUUAUAUUGCAAAGUAUGCGUCUCUCCUUCACAUCCAGAACCCUGUACAGUUAGAUAAACAGCCCUCAUGCAAAAUUAAAAGCAACCUCACAGUACUGAUGAGACUUAUUAGAUCAUCUCGCCAGAGCGGAGAGCUUUAGAUCAUCAGCACCUUGGUGUGAUGUCAUUUUAAGGGUUCAGCAGGUAUGGUAACGACCAGCUGCUGUCAGUUUGCUUUGUAUUCAUGGGACAUUCAGAUCAUGUGUUGCUGCUUCCACCAUUGUUUGUUUUUUAAUACUUGAACUGUUAUUUACUUUUACUGUUCUUAGAGGAUAAAAUUAACCCAUUUGUUACUGAAAGAACACAGGAGAAAAGCUUUGUUACAGCUUUAUCACAAAAUGGCAUUUGGGAACAUAGGAGUUAAGUAGAUAACUUGCAUUUGCUACGAGUAGUUGGGUGAAUUUUUAAAAUUUUUUAUGUUGUACAUAACAUUUCUGCAAGGAUCUGGUAUUCAUUGCGUUAGCCAAAAAAAAAAAAAUCGCCUAAAUCCAUCAAGGAAGAAGUGUCCUUUUUAACCCUUUUGCUUCCAGAGCCUAAAAGUUGUUCCCAAGCAGUUCUUACUGUGAAGGAACAUCCCAACCUUAGGGCUUGCAAAGGUUAAUCAGUAUGUGCGUAGUCUGCUGUGUUUGGGUGUGUUGUGUGUGUAUAAUUGUUCAUUAGAACCUUAUCCUGCAAACGAAGUAUUAACCAAGUUGCUGGUUGGCACUGCAUUAUCCCAACUCUGAUUGGCAGCACAAUGCAGGGCAUUGUGCUGUCACUGGCACUGAGGUUGUUAAAGAUGUCUGCCAAGUAGUUAUAGCUGUACAAAAGACUUUCUGCUCCCUACUGUAUUGUACAGUCCAUAACCAGCCAUAUUAAUUGUCUGCUCACAUUAAUUGUGAUGGUUAACUUUAGUAUCUUUGUAACUCUUUCACUACUGUGUCGGAUAGCCUACGGUCAGACAUGAAAAGUUUUGUGCAGCAACUGGUUAAAAAAAAAAAGUCUUGCAAUGAAAUUUACUUUCUUGCCUGAAACUUGUUUGUAAAGUAAAUUUCAUUUCAUUAGCUUACUGUUGGAAAAAUAUAACAUAAUUUCUGCUUUUAUAAAAAAACAAAAAUCAUUUGGAUACUAUUGUUUGAGAGAUGCUGGGAGUGCUUAUGUGUGUUAGUUGUUUCAUGUUGAUAUAUAUAUAUAUUGUUUUUUCCAUUGUUUGAGUUUUGCAUUGAUUUGUUUUAUUUGUAUAUCUUCAAUAAGAAAAUAAAAAAAUAUUUAAGCUA
Molecule: messenger RNA, 9543 nt
Organism: Bombina bombina (fire-bellied toad)
Lineage: Eukaryota; Metazoa; Chordata; Amphibia; Anura; Bombinatoridae
Gene: ULK1
Product: unc-51 like autophagy activating kinase 1
Exons: 28
Coding region: 551-3700 (1049 amino acids)
Biological process (GO): positive regulation of autophagy; axon extension; protein autophosphorylation
Cellular component (GO): cytoplasm; autophagosome
Molecular function (GO): protein serine/threonine kinase activity; ATP binding
Source: RefSeq, a predicted model, not a curated record